CCCUGAUUUCUUCAGCUUUCCUUUCGGAGAUGUGUUCUUUCCAGUCGUGCACUAUGAAGCAAAUGGCAGUGGAUCGCAAGACGCCAUUUCUUCCGGAAGAAAUUAUUAGAAGCAUUCUCAAACGCCUCCCUGUAAAAUCCCUAAUCCGAUUUCACUGCGUGUGCAAACAUUGGAAAGAUGUUAUCAAGACACCAUCUUUCAUCGCUGACCACCUCCAUCACUCCACUCAUCAAAGCCCUUCUCUUCUGUUCCAAGAGAAUGACAGACAUCCGUUGCAGUUACGCUUGCUCGAUUGUGAAAUGCAAGUCCGUGAAGUUCGGAACACUCCUUUGAUUGAUUCGUCGUCAUGGGUUAAGAUCAUUGGUUCCAGCAAUGGCUUGCUCUGUGUUGCAAUCAAUGAGGCUGACGUAUAUCCUGCUUCCAUUUUAUUGUGGAAUCCUGCUACUGGGGAGAUCAGACAGGUGCCUAGAACCAGAACUAUCGAUCGUUUCGAUUGGGAUUGCACGGUAGGAUUUGGGUUUAGUCCAAUUAUUAAUGAUUAUAAGAUAGUGAGAACUUAUGCUGAGUCUGGUUAUGUUAUUUCUGGAGUGGAAGUGUAUUCAUUAAGCACGGGUUCAUGGAAAGAAAUAGAACUUGGGAACUUAGAGAAUGUGAAUCUUUAUCUUCAAACAGUUUCCGCCAAUGGGGCUAUCUUUUGGAAUGGGAUAAAGCUAGGUGUGGAAGAGGGUGGUGAAGAUGAUACUGAUUUGAUAGUCUCAUUUGACAUAGCAAUGGAAGUGUUUACAUUGAUACCGAUGCCUAAUUCAUUUUCUAAACUUGGAGUAUAUGAUGACAAACUUGCUGUACUUUCUCACUCUAGGAUUGGAGACUUUCCAAACUAUCUAUGCUCUUUUAUCGAUUUGUGGGUGCUUGAGGAGGGUAUAGGUUCAUCUACUAAGAGAUGGAGUUGGACUAAGAAAUGUACUUGUGGUCCCCUCCCAUCCGCGUUAAAUCUUGGAGUCAUCUGGAGGAAUGAAAUUGCCUGUGUUGCUUUUGGAAAGCCUAGGCUUGUUAGUGAAACUAGAGAUGAAAUUGAGAAUGAUGAACCAAAAAUUGGUCUAUAUUUGUUUAGCAUCACUACUAAUGAAUUUAAGAUGAUUGCUAUCCCUGGGUGUGGCUCUGGUCGUGAUGUUUUCAAUUAUGUCGAAAGCCUUGUACCACUUGGCAACAACCACAUUGAAGAACCGUGAUUCUAAAGGUUAAUCACCAGAAUGCAGAUUUACUUUUGUUUAGUUAUUUUUGUUGGAAAAGGGAUCCAUAUUUGUUUAGAUCGUUAUGUACCUAUAAGGUUUGAUGCUCUUUAGAGAUGCUAUUUAGAAGGAUGACUGUAGAUAUUCAAUACCAGAUGCCUCUUGUUCUAUUUGACCUAUGUAUAAUAUUAUGUCGUUCACCACUGCCCUACCAUAAUCCACCUUUUUUUCCCAUGCUUUUGCAACAAGUAUUGAUUGCCUGACUUCCAUAGGUGAUCCAUAUUUGCAGUUGUGAUUUGCAAUUUACUCUUAUAUCAAACAAUGAAAAAUAUAACUCUUGUCAGAAGAUCAUGGGAUGAUUAUGAGAUUUUUCCCUUAGGCUUAUAAAACAAUUCCU
Neltuma alba is the source of this 1626-nucleotide messenger RNA. RefSeq names its product F-box/kelch-repeat protein At3g06240-like. The record is from RefSeq and is a predicted model, not a curated record. Lineage: Eukaryota; Viridiplantae; Streptophyta; Magnoliopsida; Fabales; Fabaceae. Gene Ontology annotation, molecular function: protein binding. The transcript has a single exon. Bases 30 to 1229 code for a protein of 399 amino acids.